GAUUUUGUGAUACGUCAGGACAUGACUGGUGGUAGCACCAUCGGACCUUUUCUCUCCUCUCAGCUCGGUGUACCUACCGUGGACAUUGGAGGACCACAACUAGCGAUGCAUUCUUGUAGAGAGAUGACCUGCACCUCCAGCAUUGAUCAAGCUAUUCAACUAUACACUGGCUAUUUUGAGCGCGCUUCUAUGAUCUGGCAGAGCAUUCGUUACAUGUGA
This is a messenger RNA of Protopolystoma xenopodis, 219 nucleotides long. Lineage: Eukaryota; Metazoa; Platyhelminthes; Monogenea; Polystomatidea; Polystomatidae. The record is from the annotation of a GenBank genome assembly.